Molecule: messenger RNA, 1932 nt
Organism: Caenorhabditis sp. 36 PRJEB53466
Lineage: Eukaryota; Metazoa; Nematoda; Chromadorea; Rhabditida; Rhabditidae
Source: the annotation of a GenBank genome assembly
AUGGCGUCACCAGAAGCGACGUCUUCUGGAGCCGACGUCAAAAUUGAGGAAUUAUUCCAUGAGAAGCGCAUCGCCGACUCUAUUACCAAGGUGUUUUCGACUAUUUACGCGCCCAUCGGUACGGAACUUUUUGAUUUUCAGGAAAAAAAUGCAGUAAAAUUCCAGGUUUGAUCAUAUUUAUCCUCCGCAUUUUCAUCGGCUUCCACACGUUUCUAAUCGCGUGCAUGCUGCGAAAAUCGGCAGCGCUGCGGAUGCACGUGCUGCGAAUCAUGUGCUCCGUUCUUGGGAUCGUCGUCGAAAAGACGGGACAGCGCGACGAAUCUGUGCGCGUUUUGUGCGCCAACCACGUCUCCAUCCUCGACCACCUCGCAAUCGACAUUCUUACGCCGUGCCUGCUUCCGUCCGUUUGGGACAUUCCGACCGUCAUCCAAUGGUCCGUCGUGAGAAAAGUGGGAAAAAGGGCGUGUCCGCAGCCGAACAGAACAGUUUUCUGAUGAAAGCAGUGUCGAAAAUUAGAAACCACGGAAAUAUGAGAUUUUUGAGCCCGAAACAUAGAAGCGAUUCAAUGUUUCAUUUCUAAAUGAAAUGUUCAUGUUCAGGUGCUUUGGCUACGUGGAUUUGGGCGCGACGAGAGGAAGAGAUCGGCUCGUGAGCGGCGCGAAACAACUGAUUUCCAAGGAGCAGAUGCCGCUGCUCGCCUUUCCCGAAGGAGUGAUCACCAGUGGAGAGAAGGCGCUUCUCAAGUUCAAGUGAGUCGCACUCUUCCGGACUUUUGCCCCCAAAUCCCUCGUUCAGCACGUGGAGUUUCGAAGUGUCCCCUAUCGUUCAGCCGGUUUCCGUGCGCGUCUGGCGUCCCUACCCCUGGAAAGUGGCCGUUUCGGUGCUCGGCGCCACGUGGUGGACGGACCUCUUCUACUUUUUCGCCCUCCCCUUCACCGUCAUUUCGAUCGAGUACAUGCCGAAAAUGGAGAGAGGAGAAGAGGUAGAAACGGGAGAAACGAACGGAAAAUUGAGGAGAUGUUUGCAGGAAUCGCUGGAAGCGUUCACCGCCCGUGUGGCCGACACCGUCGCCGCGAAUCUCAAGAUUAAAGUGUCCAAGUUCGGCGUUUCGGAUGCGGCGGAAGCGGCGAAGCGACUGAAAACGGACAGAGAACGCGCGCAGAAAGCGUCCGGAAAGGAGAAGGUAACAUUUCGGAGCUGUUGGAAAUUAGGCGCCUGAUGGGUAGACUUCAACGUCUUUUGACAAUUUUUGCUUCUGAUUGUCUCUAGAAACAAAUCAAACCGGGACGUCUAGUUUUGACCUGAUUCCGACAACUUUUCACUUCCUCUUUUCGUUGUUGAAACUACCGCAUUAGCUUCCGAUAGAGCAGAGUUGUAAGGAUUUCAAAAUUCUGGAAACUUUAAGAAUGACACUACUUUUGAAAGUUUCCAUGUAAUUUAUUCGUAAUCAAGUAGAUUAGAUUCCGAACGGAAGAAGAAUACAGUGCUCUGGGCAACUGGCCGGCAAAGUCCUGGUUUUUGCAAAAAGCCCGGCGUUGUCUGCCUUAAAUAACUAAUUUCAACCCUCUAGCCGAUCGAAGUCUCAAUUUUUCCCUUCUCUUCCAGACAUCGCCCCGCCUCGUGGAUCCACGCCAACUGGACGAGUGCGCGAUGCGAAUCAAGCAGUCGUUCCCCGCGUUCCACCUGUCCGCCAUCCGCAGAGAUCUCGAGAAGACGCGCAGUCAGUCGACGACGCUCGCCAAUCUGAAGGCCGGAAAGAUUGCCACGUCGGAACAGCACGUCGGAAAGGUACAGUAAUCCCCGCUGACUCAGAUCUACCUUAACUCGUUGCAGGUCACUCUCGACGCAUCCACGUGGCGCGGCGUUUUCGACAGUCGAAAGUGGCAAAUGAUCGAGUCGAACCGUAGUAAAUACAUGAGUAGAGAUUCCUGA